AUGACAACCUCUACCACUACCUCCACUGCGACCCUUCGGUUGCGACAGGAGUCCAAUUAUGGGCAGCCUGGUCUGCAUGAGGAAGCUGCCAUGCGAGGAUAUCCAGCUCCCACUAACCUGGACGACCCUGUGGCAAGAUUCAACAUUCCAAAUGAUGCCGACCCCAGUCUGAUGACACGAUUCCCUCGCCCACCACAAUUCGCAGACACGUACGAAGAGAGAGAGUACCUGAAAGGCCGGCUCGCCCUCGCCUUCCGCAUUUUUGGUCGGAAAGGGUUCGACGAAGGUGUUGCAGGCCACAUCACUCUUCGGGAUCCCGUCAACCCAAACACCUUCUGGGUCAACCCUUUUGGCCUCUCAUUCAACAAGAUCAAAAAAUCGGAUCUUAUCCUCGUCGACGAAGACGGCAAAGUUAUUGGGGGUGGAAAACGCAGACUGAUCAACACGGCUGCAUAUAUGAUUCACUCCGCCAUUCACAGAGCUCGGCCCGAUGUUCUCUGCGCAGCUCACUCGCACAGUCUAUACGGCCGUGCCUUCUGCACUCUUGGACGACCGAUCGAUAUCAUCACUCAGGACUCAUGUGUGUUUUACAACGACCUAGCUGUGUAUAAGCAGUUCGGGGGAAUUGUCUUUGCUAAAGAAGAGGGCGAAAACAUUGCCAAAGCCUUGGGGAACAAGAAAGCCUGCCUUCUUCAGAACCACGGUCUGUUGACUGCCGGCCCCAGCAUUGAAGCUGUUGUCUUUUGGUUCGUCUCUCUCGAAAAGUGUUGUCAAGCUCAACUACUGGCCGAUGCUGCUGCCGGUGGCCGUGGCCAGGAGACAGUCAAGAUCGACGAUGAGGACGCCGCAUAUACUGCCAAGAAUGCAGGUCAGAAUUGGCCUGGUUGGUUCAGCGGCCUACCCUUGUUUGAUGAUGUCCUCGACGACGUCGGUGAUGAAGUCUAUCAGUGA
This is a messenger RNA of Fonsecaea multimorphosa CBS 102226, 951 nucleotides long. RefSeq lists its product as uncharacterized. The record is from RefSeq and is a predicted model, not a curated record. The coding region runs from base 1 to 951 and encodes 316 amino acids. Gene Ontology annotation, cellular component: cytoskeleton. The transcript has a single exon. Gene Ontology annotation, molecular function: actin filament binding. NCBI's taxonomy places the organism in Eukaryota, Fungi, Ascomycota, Eurotiomycetes, Chaetothyriales, Herpotrichiellaceae.